Messenger RNA from Hyaloscypha bicolor E, 627 nucleotides. RefSeq lists its product as uncharacterized. Lineage: Eukaryota; Fungi; Ascomycota; Leotiomycetes; Helotiales; Hyaloscyphaceae. The transcript is spliced from 2 exons. The coding region runs from base 155 to 610 and encodes 151 amino acids. The record is from RefSeq and is a predicted model, not a curated record.
GUCUUCUUUGUCUCUGUCUUGGUCUUCUUAGGUGCGGCGACCUAUGGGAGAAGAGAGUCAGCAGAGAUCGAGCGAUAAAGCUGGAAAAACAGUCUGAUCUCAAGGAACAAAACACAGUUGAUAAUACAGGAACAAAUAAACCACUGGAACCAUAAUGAUAAUGAUCGAGGGCAUUGCCAGACAAGGGGAAGGCAGUUGGCAAGUUGAUGGGGCAGUCUGGGGGUUUGGAUUUGAGACAGGGGUCGUUGACGCGUCGGAGGAGCAUCAUAACAAAGCACAGCUGCAACGUACCUUCUUCUCGACAGCUCCCUCGGCCUUCUUGACAGCAGCCUUAACCUUAGCAGCUGGCUUCUUAGCAGGAGCAGCUUUCUUCUUGGUAACCCCAGUGGGCUUGGAGGCCUUGGUGGCAGUCGCCUUCUUUGGUCCUCUCUUAGCACCUGUGUUGGCGGUCGCACGCUUCUUGGGUGCAGCGGCGGUGGUCUCGGGGACGGUCGGGAAGACUCUUGGGCGAGAGUUGCCUGUAUGUGAAGCUCAGUACCGGAUCACCAAGUUACGCGCUGAGCCAUAUCAAAGGCUGUCGGUGACAGCAGAAGGUUUUAACAAAAACUAACCGGUGGCAGAUCGGGU